CUUGACAUUGCACUAAUGAUUGGGGGAACACUCGGAGCCAUUGGCAAUGGUAUGUCUCAGCCUAUCAUGACCGUGAUAUUUGGGAAGCUUAUUAAUACCUUGGGUGGUAGCAGUGGAAAACCAGAUCUCUUAGAUGAAAUCUCGAAGGUGUGCCUUGAUUAUGUUUACUUGGCUAUCGGCGCUGGCAUUGCCUCCAUUUUACAGAUGUCCUGCUGGAUGGUAACUGGAGAAAGACAGGCGACCCGCAUACGUGGUUUGUACUUGAAAACAAUCUUGAGGCAAGACAUUUCAUUCUUUGACACUCAAACAACGACAGGAGAGGUCAUUGGCAGAAUGUCUGGAGACACAGUCCUCAUCCAAGAAGCCAUGGGUGAAAAGGUAGGGAAAUUCAUCCAGUUUGCAUCAACAUUUCUUGGAGGAUUUGUGAUUGGUUUCAUCAAGGGGUGGCGUUUGGCAAUAGUCCUAUGCAGUUGUAUUCCUGCUCUGGUUGUUGCUGGAGGAGCUAUGGCAUUGUUCAUGUCCAAAAUGUCAAGCCGUGGCCAAAUUGCUUAUGCAGAUGCAGGAAAUGUAUUAGAACAAACUGUAGGAGCAAUUAGAACGGUUGCAUCAUUUACCGGAGAAAAGCGAGCAAUCAAGAAAUAUGACGACAAACUACAGGUUGCUUAUGAGUCGACAAAUAAACAAGGACUGGUUUCAGGACUGGGACUUGGCACGAUCUUGCUGAUUGUCUUCUCUAUUUAUGGACUAGCAAUAUAUUAUGGAUCCAGGCUAGUUUUAACCAAAGGAUACAAUGGUGGGGAUGUCAUUAAUGUCAUGAUGGCCAUAAUGAUGGGAGGAAUGUCAUUGGGCCAAACAUCUCCCAGUCUAAAUGCAUUUUCAGCAGGGCAAGCUGCAGCUUUCAAGAUGUUUGAGACUAUCAAGCGUGUACCCCAAAUUGAUGCAUAUGAUAAUAGUGGGAUUGUCUUGGAAGACUUGAAGGGUGAAAUUGACCUCAAGGAUGUAUACUUCAAGUAUCCCGCAAGACCAGAUGUGCAAAUUUUCUCUGGAUUCACAUUGCACGUUCCUAGUGGCACGACUGCAGCUUUAGUAGGGCACAGUGGAAGUGGGAAAUCGACAGUUAUCAGUCUCUUGGAGAGAUUUUAUGACCCUGAAGCUGGGGAAGUGCUUGUUGAUGGCGUGAACAUUAAGCAGCUGCAGAUCAAAUGGUUAAGAGAUAAAUUAGGGCUAGUGAGCCAGGAGCCAAUCCUAUUUGCAACUUCCAUAAGGGAAAACAUACUGUAUGGAAAACCAGGUGCAACGGACUCAGAAAUCAGAACAGCAAUUGGGCUGGCUAAUGCUGCGAAAUUCAUCGACAAACUCCCUAAGGGGCUUGACACAAUGGUCGGCGAACAUGGAACUCAACUCUCUGGGGGACAAAAGCAGCGGAUUGCAAUUGCUAGAGCCAUUCUAAAGAACCCAAGAAUCCUUCUUCUUGAUGAAGCGACAAGCGCUCUGGAUGCAGAGUCGGAACGCAUAGUACAAGACGCCCUUGAUAAGGUUAUGAUCAACAGAACUACAGUGGUUGUUGCACAUAGAUUGACGACUAUCAGAAAUGCUGACCUCAUAGCAGUAGUACAUGCUGGUAAACUCGUUGAACAAGGAACUCAUUCCGAGUUGAUUAAAGAUCCUAAUGGCGCAUACUACCAGCUUGUCCGUAUGCAAGAGGGGUCCAGGUCCAACCAAGCUAAAGGAAAUUCCACAAAAUUGGACGUAGAGAUAUCAGAAGCUUCUAUUGAUUUAGAUGACAGUUUACAUAGGAGUUUGAGCCAAAGAAUGUCUCUGAGAUCCACGAGCAGAGGAUCAUCAAGACAUUCCUUCACUCUCAAUUUUGGAGUUCCUGGUCUCAUUGACAUCCAUGAAGCAGAAGUAGGACAAGAUGUACAUGGAACUGAUGAAGCUGACUUGAAGAAGAGCCAAAAAUUCUCACUUUUACGACUCUUCAAUUUAAACAAACCUGAGCUACCAUUUAUGCUGCUUGGUUCCAUUGCUGCUUGUGGGCAUGGUGUUGUCUUCCCUGUUUUUGGGCUCUUACUCUCAAAAUGCAUUAGAAUUUUCUUUGAACCUCCACAUGAACUAAGGAAAGAUGCGAGAUUUUGGUCACUGAUGCUUGUUGGUUUAGGUGCUUUGACUUUGGCAAUUGUACCAGUGCAGAAUUACCUUUUUGGAGUUGCAGGUGGUAAAUUAAUACAAAGAAUUCGAUCUUUGUCAUUUCAGAAAGUAGUCCACCAAGAAAUCAGUUGGUUUGAUGACCCUGCAAACUCGAGUGGUGCAGUGGGUGCGAGGUUGUCUACUGAUGCUUCAACUAUGAGGAGUUUGGUGGGCGAUGCUUUGGCGCUAGUUGUCCAGAAUCUGUCGACAGUAGUAACUGGGCUUGUGAUCUCGUUUACUGCUAAUUGGAUACUAGCAUUUAUAGUUGUAGCCGUAUUACCCUUCAUUGGAUUACAAGGAUUUCUCCAGGCGAAGUUCCAUAAGGGCUUUAGUGGAGAUGCCAAGGUAAUCCCUGCACAUACACAAAGCCAGGAAAAAGAAAAGAUGCAGUGAACUGAUACGCGUCUCAAUGCUCUGCAGGUCAUGUAUGAAGAAGCAAGUCAGGUAGCAAAUGAUGCUGUUGGCAGUAUUAGAACUGUUGCAUCAUUUUGUGCUGAAGAGAAGGUUAUGGACACAUAUCAAAAGAAAUGUGAAGGCCCCAUGAAAUAUGGUGUUAAGCAAGGAAUGGUCAGUGGCUUUAGCUUUGGACUUGGGUCUUCUGCAAACUAUUUAGCAACUGCAUUCAUCUUCUGGAUUGGAGCUCGUCUUAUUGAACAUGGGAAAGCAACCUUUGGUGAUGUAUUCAAGGUUUUCUUUGCAUUGACAAUGGCAGCUUUGGGAGUUUCCCAGACAACCGCUUUGACUCCAGAUAUUAACAAAGCUAAAGUUGCUGCUGCUUCUAUAUUUGAAAUUCUUGAUAGUAAGCCUAAGAUUGAUUCAAGCAGUGAUGAGGGUCAAGUGCUUGCUACUGUGAAGGGUGACAUUGAGUUGCAACAUGUAAGCUUCAGGUAUCCAACACGGCCCGAUGUUCAAAUUUUCAAGGAUCUGUGCCUAUUAAUUCCUUCUGGAAAGACUGUUGCCCUUGUUGGUGAAAGUGGUAGCGGGAAGUCCACAGUCAUUAGCCUAAUAGAGAGGUUCUAUAAUCCUGACUCCGGGCACAUAUAUCUUGAUAAUGUGGAAUUGUGGAAGCUGAAGAUAAAUUGGCUCAGGCAACAAAUGGGGUUGGUGGGUCAAGAACCUGUACUCUUCAACGAAACAAUUCGGGACAAUAUUGCCUAUGGCAAACGGGGGAAUGUAACAGAGGAGGAGAUCAUUGCUGCAGCAAAAGCUGCAAAUGCACAUAACUUCAUUUCCGGAUUGCCUCAGGGAUAUGAUACUUCUGUUGGAGAAAGAGGGGUCCAGUUAUCCGGUGGACAGAAGCAACGGAUCGCCAUUGCACGCGCAAUACUCAAAGAUCCAAAAAUCCUUUUGCUAGAUGAGGCAACAAGUGCUCUUGAUGCAGAAUCAGAACGUAUAGUUCAAGAUGCACUAGACAAGGUGAUGGUGAAUAGAACCACAGUUGUUGUCGCUCAUCGCUUGAGCACAAUAAAAGGGGCUGAUAUCAUUGCGGUAGUCAAGAAUGGUGUGAUUGCUGAGAAAGGAGGACAUGAUACGCUUAUGAACAUUCCUGAUGGUGUCUACGCAUCACUGGUUGCACUUCAUAUGACUUCAACCUAGGCCAGCUACUUCAUAAUUCUACAAUAGAACCAUUUUUUUUCCCCUUCCCUGAUCCCUCCACUCGUGGUAGAAACAGAGUCACGAUACAUAAGCUUCAUGGUACGCUUGUUGAUGCGUGCACUUUCAAUUGCUAGUCAAUGUUGCAACUCUUGGCACAUUUUUUUUUUCUUUUUUGGAGUUUUAGCACUUUGGUUUAUAGAUAUGGUACUCAAGCUAAUAUGCUGAUUUUGUAUAUAGAAAAGGGUUAGCAAUGCAACCACUU
Molecule: messenger RNA, 4045 nt
Organism: Coffea eugenioides
Lineage: Eukaryota; Viridiplantae; Streptophyta; Magnoliopsida; Gentianales; Rubiaceae
Product: ABC transporter B family member 9-like
Biological process (GO): transmembrane transport
Cellular component (GO): membrane
Molecular function (GO): ATP binding; ATP hydrolysis activity; ABC-type transporter activity
Source: RefSeq, a predicted model, not a curated record